AUGAAUUGUCUGUUCGUGUCAAAAAUGCUCAGGAUCCUUCCCUUGGUGGUUGCGAGAACAGCUUAUCCCUUGCCUGAUGCCAUUGAUUUUGAGGUGUGUUCGGAUUCCUUAAUGGGGAAAGAGAUGAGAGCUUCCCUCCCAAACCAUAAACCCCGAAAACCAAUUACCGGACACCCAAAGCCCAUCUCGACCUCCAAUUUUCCCACCUCCAAACUCCCAAAAAACCUAUCUUUCCUAAGAAACAAACAAAAAAGCAGGUGGCUUCUGAACUCGGUGGUCAAGCGAGAAGAGUGUGAUGUGAUUCCAGUUCAGAGCUCCGACUAUACGGACCAGAAGGAAGGGGCGGUGGUGGCGAGCAUGGUGGAUAGCGACGACGGGGAUCAGGGGGAGUCAGUGAGUCAGGUGGGCGGGUUCGGAGAAAGUGAGAUGAGGCUUUCGUUUCAAGGUGCUGGUGGUUUUGGGUCUUCUGGGGUUGGAAAUGAGAGGGAUAGUAAGGAAUUUGAGAGGCUGGUAGAUAGGACUAUCAAUGCCACUGUUGUGCAUGCAGCUGGUACUUUUGCUUUUACUAAGUUGAUGACCAUCGAUCAAGAGAGAAAUGAGAGGCGGGUGUGCGGAGAAUGUGGGUGUAGAGGAGAGAAAGGAGAGAAGGGAUGGAUGAAGGGGGUUGUGAGGGUGAGGAGUAGCCCAGAAAAAAUUAUAAAAAAAAGAAGAGUUAUUGGGCCUAAUAGGAUCCGCGAGGGCGGCGCGAUGAUCCGGAUGAAGGGGGAAGUCGGCACCAGAAAAAUCGUAAAGGCCUUUCGGCACAUGCGUCACGUGGUGGGGGACAUCAGGAUCUUAAGGAACAUGGACGACGACAAGGUGGAUCUCAGUGCCGUACAAUCUCAUGAUGUAGAUGAAGUAGCUGGGGAGGCUGCUAGUUAUGCAUUUUUCAGCUGA
Messenger RNA from Pyrus x bretschneideri (Chinese white pear), 936 nucleotides. RefSeq lists its product as uncharacterized. Lineage: Eukaryota; Viridiplantae; Streptophyta; Magnoliopsida; Rosales; Rosaceae. The transcript has 3 exons. The record is from RefSeq and is a predicted model, not a curated record. Gene Ontology annotation, biological process: amino acid metabolic process; pyridoxal 5'-phosphate biosynthetic process; pyridoxine biosynthetic process. Gene Ontology annotation, molecular function: amine-lyase activity. Bases 1 to 936 code for a protein of 311 amino acids.